Molecule: messenger RNA, 2109 nt
Organism: Conger conger (European conger)
Lineage: Eukaryota; Metazoa; Chordata; Actinopteri; Anguilliformes; Congridae
Product: Zinc finger protein 706-like
Exons: 4
Coding region: 342-572 (76 amino acids)
Source: RefSeq, a predicted model, not a curated record
GUUUCCGCUAGGCCUCCACUCGUAUCACUCCGUGUUAACUAGCGAACUAAGCCAAGCAAACCCUUGUUUUUUCAAACUGGGAAACCUUAGUUACUGUUCCCUAAUACCAUAUCUCUAAUAGCGGGUGGGAAUGGUUUUAUUUAUUAUGCGAAUGUGCGGUUACUAGCCGCCUUGAUACGAACUGGCUAACGUUAGCCGAUCAAGGCGGUCGUUUCUAAUUAUCAAUUAAACUAAGCUUGUUCGCCGUAACCAGUUUAUACCAUGCCAUUAUACUAUCUGGAUAGCUGUCUACAGCAUGGAACUGCGAUUCGUUUUGAUCUUGUAUUUGGCAAACGGAGGCCAUGGCUCGCGGGCAACAGAAGAUUCAGUCCCAACAGAAAAACGCAAAGAAAGCGGCGGAGAAGAAGAAACAACAGGGAGCAGACCAGAAAACUGCGGCCAAAGCUGCAUUGGUCUUCACCUGUCCUGUUUGCCGGACCCAGAUGCCAGACCCCAAGACGUUCAAGCAGCACUUUGAGAGUAAGCACCCCAAAUCCCCCAUGCCCCCCGAGCUGGCUGAUGUGCAAGCCUGAGGAAGCUCAGCGAUGGACUGACGACAUCUGGGACUGGGGUUGUUGGACACGUGAUAUGAAAACAUGGACCGAAGAAUGGGCCUGGCAGCCUGCAGUAUUUUAAUGCAAAAGCAGCGUAAAAGCAGCGUGGGUAGGGCUGAGGGUGGAGGACGGGGUGGACGGCCGCAGCAGCAUUCUUAACAUUUUGUUUGAUUUCUGUUUGUUUUUGCAUCAUUCCCCAGUGGUGCUGCACUUUGAUUCCACGUACACCCCAACACCCUCUGUGCGUUUACCCUGCUCCAUAAGCAACAUGUUCCACAUGAUUACAGAUGGACCUGGCACAAUGUUGGCAUUAAUGUAUAUGUGUGUGUUUGUGUAAAAGAGAGGGGGUGGGUUUAUUGUUACACCUUUCAGGCAGGAUAGAAAUGUGACUCGGGUCACCUGGAAGUCCAGGCUGCUGCUAGCCUCCUUUUGAAGGCGGAGUACCUGAAGUGAUUGAGCCAAUGGCAUCACUGAAAAGACCCUUUGUAAUGUAAUGAAGACAUGGAGCCAGUAUUCAUUUUCCCCCUCCCUAUCUGCAAAGCCAGCAUUUCCAUCUGUGUCAGUAAUCUACCUGUCCAUUUGUCCAAAUGUAUUAAUUCUGAAAUUGUGUUUGCUCCUCACUGCCCAAAGAAGACUGCUGUAAAGGUGUCAAUCAAGAAAAACACUAGAUUAAUGUCAUCUCGGUUAUAAUUCCUCCUUCAGUCAGUCUGCCUGUUUUAGGUGUUUUGUCCCCCCUCCCAUAUCAGUAAAUGUGUUAAUAUAAAUAGACCUAGCCCUUAAUUUCCCCACAUAAAAGGUGAAUCAAAUGUGUGUCCAUAUUCUCCGGUUCCAUUUGCCGAUGCAUUGGGGUAGAGCAGGCAGAAGCUUUGGUGUCCAAGGCAGCUGACAUGCCACAAACCCCUCUGUAUAGGGACAUGAGGGUCCCUGUGAACUGCAAUUCUCGCAAGAAAUGUUUGAAAUUCCUACGGUCGCUUUUCUCCUCGCAGUGGCUUCCAUUGUUUUCCUGCACUGAAAGACUGUUAGCAGCAUUGUUUUUACACAUGCCGAUUCUGCUUAUGUGGCCUGAUGCCUGGAUCCCUAUCCACAGCUGUGGCUGAUAAUCCUCUCCUUUGAGGUCAGGGUGAUCUAAACAGCUUGGAAAUCCUUUGUAUUACCCGGACUGUGUUUCCGUGUACAUCAAAAAGAACCACGGCGGGCUUGGCCUGAUGAGAUCCGGCAACAUGGGCAAAAAAAAAAACAUAACCAGAACAUGGUUACGGUUCUCCAAUUUAUUUUCUUAAGUCAAUGCAGCAUGAAAAUGCAUCCCUAACCUCUAGGCUUCUAUAACUGCCCACAAGUUUUUGAUUUUCUACUGAAAGAAAACUGGGCGGGGGGUGGGAGGGGGGAGUGCAAGGACAUUCAAUCCUGUGAUUAUUGACCUUCUGUACAUAUCUACUGCAAAAAAAAAAAAAUCCUUGAAAUUUUUCAUGGCUACUAACUUGUACUAGAUAAUGAAAAAUAAAGUGAGUACAAAGUU